AUGCUCCGUCUCAGCCCCGACCCAAGCUUCCACUUCGAAAUCCUCCGCGCCGUCUCCAUAGCGCCCUACCAAGGCGCCGACAUAGGCGAGGUCCUCACCGCCGCAGCAGCCAUCCUCCCCGGCGACUUCGAGAGCUACUACGCUGCCUUCCACUCCCUCGCCCUCCGCGUGCGCAAGCAGGCCGCGACCAUCGACCCCAACAAGUUCCCCGUCUCCGCCAGAAACGCCUACUUCCGCGAGGCCACCUAUCUCCGCUCGGCAGAGUUCUUCCUGCAUGGCAACUGGGACGACGAGCGCAUCAAAACCACCUGGACGGAGCACAGGGCGGCCUUUGACAAGGCGCUUGCGCUGCUCCCCGUGCCGGGCGUGAGGGCCGACCUCCGGGCCGAAGGGGGGGAGUUCCGCGUCCCCGUCAUCUUCUACGGCUGCGGACGGCCCGGCCGGCAUCCCACCGUCAUCAUGUGCAACGGCUACGACGGCUCGCAGGAGGAGCUGUAUCAUGUUGCCGCCGAGGCCGCCCUCUCGCGGGGCAUCAACGUCAUCACGUACGAAGGACCGGGCCAGCCCACCGUUCGCCGCGAGCAGAACCUCGGCUUCAUCCACCAGUGGGAACGCGUCGUCUCCGUCGUCAUCGACUACGCCCUGACGCGAGACGACGUCCAGCCCGACGCCCUAGGCCUCUGGGGAUACUCCCUGGGCGGCUUCCUCGCUGCCCGCGCCGCCGCCGCCAUGGAACCGCGCUCCGAGCCUCGCAUCGCCGCCGUCAUGGCCAUCGACGGCGUCAGCGACUUUGGCGCAGGGGUGCUCGAAAAGUUCCCUCCGGAGCUGCUCGCCCUGUUUCAGAAUGGCAACAAGGAGGCCUUUGAUCAGGCCGUCAGAUCAGCCCUGUCGAGGCCCGGCGCGCCGACCCCUUUUCGCUGGGCCGUUGAGCAGGGUCUGUGGGCCUUUAACCUCAAGUCGCCGUUUGAGUGGGCGACCAAGUGCCUCGACUUCAAGCUGGGCGACGCCGUCCGCCAUAUUGGGGUGCCGUUCUUCGUGGCGGACGCGGAGAAUGACGAGUUGUUGCCUGGGCAGGCAAAGGGGCUUGCGGACGAGGUUGGAGAGCUGGCGACAUAUCACUUGUUUUCAGCCGAGGACGGGGCGGGAGAGCAUUGCUCCAUCGGCGCGGCUGUGCUUCAGAACCAGGUUGUGUUCGACUGGUUCCAGGACGUGGUGUCGAGAAAGUGA
This is a messenger RNA of Trichoderma reesei QM6a, 1227 nucleotides long. RefSeq lists its product as uncharacterized. The transcript has a single exon. The coding region runs from base 1 to 1227 and encodes 408 amino acids. The record is from RefSeq and is a predicted model, not a curated record. NCBI's taxonomy places the organism in Eukaryota, Fungi, Ascomycota, Sordariomycetes, Hypocreales, Hypocreaceae.